This is a messenger RNA of Larimichthys crocea (large yellow croaker), 3628 nucleotides long. Its product is annotated as potassium voltage-gated channel subfamily G member 4. Gene Ontology annotation, cellular component: membrane; voltage-gated potassium channel complex. The coding region runs from base 405 to 2003 and encodes 532 amino acids. Lineage: Eukaryota; Metazoa; Chordata; Actinopteri; Sciaenidae. Gene Ontology annotation, biological process: potassium ion transmembrane transport; protein homooligomerization; action potential. The transcript is spliced from 3 exons. The record is from RefSeq and is a predicted model, not a curated record. Gene Ontology annotation, molecular function: delayed rectifier potassium channel activity; protein binding.
CAGGUUUCAGGAGGCAGCGCCGUUAGAUAAUCGCGUUUAUUCUCUGCUCGACAGCGGCGGACGGAGGGACGGACGGAGGGACGGAGGGAUCCGGAGCAGACGAGCUGAGGAAGAAGAAGGAGACAUCAUCAUUUCAUCCCAUUUAAUCCACGAGAGGAGGAGCAGACACACAUGAAGGCUGCAAAGUUCAGAGAGGAGCUGUAAACUGUCACAUUACUCCUCUUCCUCCUCCUGGAACAAACGAUGGAUCAAUUAGUGAGGAGCGCCUUAAUUACAGCAACAGAUGAGAAGAUGCGGAGGAGACAUUAAACACCUGUGAGCUUCUCCGUGGAUCCUCCUGCUGACCUCCUGUCACCCGGACAUACAAAUACAUCUUCUAUCCCGUCACACAUCCUGAAGCCAGCAUGCCCAUCAUCAGUAAUGCCAACCACGACUUCAGCACCUACUCCGUCAGCAGUGACGACAGCAGCCUCGACCGCUUCUUCACCGAGAUCCCGGAGACCGAGACCAUCAAGGGCGUUUACUUCCAGCGAGCCCAGCUUCUUCGUGACCCCAAGGCCUCGUAUGUGGUCGACCACACCCUGCAGGUUCUCAUCAAUGUUGGUGGCAAUCGGUACACCUUCCCCUGGAGCACCUUGGAGCAGUUCCCCCAGAGUCGUCUGGGACGUCUUCGGUUCUGCACCACCCCCGAGGAGAUCGCACGACUCUGCGACGACUACGACGAGACGUGCCAGGAGUAUUUCUUCGACCGGAACCCGACAGCCUUCAGGGUCAUCCUCAACUUCCUGGCUGCAGGUAAACUGCGUCUGCUUCGGGAACUGUGCGCCGUGUCGCUGCACGAUGAGCUCGACUACUGGGGCGUGGACCCGGGACACAUGGAGCGCUGUUGCCGCCGCCGCAUGAUCACCCGUGUGGAGGAGGUGGCCGAGCGAGAGCGCAAAGAAGAGGAGUGGAGGCAGAAGAGGGUGCAGCAAAAGAAAAGCACCGCUCAGGUUGAGAAGGGCUACCGCAGAAUGAUCUGGGUUCUGCGGGAAGUCGUGGAAAACCCUCAGUCGGGGUUAGCCGGGAAGACGUUCGCCUGCCUCUCUGUCGUCAUGGUGAUGGUCACCGUCAUCAGCCUGUGCAUUAGCACCAUGCCAGACCUCAGAGAUGAAGAGACCAGGGGCGAGUGCUCCCAGAAGUGUCAGAGCAUGUUCGUGGUGGAGUCCAUCUGCGUGGCGUGGUUCACUCUGGAGUUUGUGCUGCGGUUCGUCAACGCUCAGAGCAAGCUGGCCUUCGCUCGCGGGCCCCUCAACAUCAUCGACGCCAUCGCCAUCCUGCCGUACUACGUGUCCUUGGUGGUCGACGUGAGAGACGAGUCGCACGAUGAUGUCAUCAUGGGCGCGGGCAGAGGUUAUCUGGACAAACUGAGUCUGAUCCUGCGCCUGUUGCGUGCCCUGCGGAUCCUGUACGUGAUGCGGCUCGCUCGCCACUCGCUGGGCCUGCAGACUUUAGGACUGACCAUGCAGCGCAGCAUGAGGGAGUUCGGCCUGCUGCUGCUGUUUGUCUGCGUGGCCGUGGCGCUCUUCUCGCCUCUGGUUCAUCUAGCGGAGAGCGAGCUGGCGCCGCUCGCCGCCACGCACCCGCACCACAGCUUCAGCAGCAUCCCGGCCUCGUACUGGUGGGCCAUCAUCUCGAUGACCACGGUGGGCUACGGCGACAUGGUGCCACGCAGCAUCCCUGGACAGAUAGUCGCACUGACCAGCAUCCUCAGUGGCAUCCUCAUCAUGGCGUUCCCUGCCACCUCCAUCUUCCACACCUUCUCCCGCUCUUACCAGGAGCUCAAGCAGGAGUACGAGCGGCUGUGGAAGGCGGAGCUAGAAGAGGAGGCUGCAGAGUCGGAGGAGAGCUUGCCCAAAGUCGAGUUGUCACAGGAUGAGCUCGCGUUGGUGUCGAAGGAAGACAACGACGGGCUGAUGUCGGGCAAGAAUCAUCAAUCCACGCUUCCAUCUACGGCUUUCUAACAGAGCGGGAAGAGAGCAGUCGGACAUUUUCACUCAAUAAUUAAAUGUUAAUAAUGGUGACACUUGAGAACAUACAAUAUCUAUAUACUGUAGGUACAUUUAGACUCCAAAAGACUGUUAUAUCAUGGACAGUGUCUAUUCACGCUUUAAGCUUUCACCAAAAUAUCUCGUACUUCAGGUUAUAUCGAGCUUCUACACACUGAUUAUUACUCAAAGCUGCACUGAGGUUUGAAUUCUCCUCGCUUUUUGUGCACGAAAAUAUAAACUAUAAUCUCACUUCCUGUGCACAUUUUUCCAUUUUUAAAAAGAGUUUACUGACUCUAAAUUCACGUACUUCCAGACUUAAAUGUGAUAUUUGAAGGUUCACAUAUAUUAUUUUUCAUAUUUUAUAUUUAUAUUUUGGUGGUCAAAUGUUGGCGCCAAUAAUCUGAUGGGUGGAAACUUGGCGAAGAAACUGCCGUACUCGAACUGAGACAAUACUAACCUGCUGAAAUUAGAGCACUACACCAGAAAGUACACAGUGUACUACACAGUGUACUAACAGAAGUAUCCGGAUACUGUAUGAGGUCAUUUCCCAGUGUUGGUAGGAGACACUCGUCAUGCUGUAAAACUUCGUUAAUACCUGAAUUUCUCAACAAGCGUCAGCGAUAACAAUCUGUCCCUUUACAACAUCCAAUAUUUGGAGUUUCCUGUUGUUUUGUUCCAUUUUAGUAUAAAUCAGCCAUCAGUUUGUGGACAAACCAUUUGUGAAGCAUUAUGGACAUCGCAUCUUGAUUUUUUGGAGCCAGAAGUGACCAUAUUUGGAUAAGAGCGUGGAGCUGGUUCUGGCUUUAUCGUCUGUUUUGCUCUAAAUGGGACUAUAAUUUACUAAAUGAACAUCAGACUGUGUGGAAGAAGACUAAAAGAUUGAAGAAACUGUUUACUGAGCUCAUAAAUCAACCGAGAAGUCGGCUCAUUUCUCCAUAAGGCUCUAUAUCUAUCUACUUAUUGUUGCAGCCAGUGCAGCAAAAAUAACGCAGGUUAACGAGACUUCACUGUCAGCAAGUGACGGCAAACACGUCUGUAAUCGUCUGUAACCUUGACGCUUUAGUCUGUGAUUCAAAUUACAACACAGGCUAACGUAAGUAAUGAAGUACUGGCUGUUUUUUUACCCGGCAACACAGAUAUUAUACACCAAUCAAAUAAUAGGACAUCAGAGCUGUUAUAAAUUAAUAAAGUUUAAAUUUCUGUUUUUUUCUAAUUUCACUUCUGACAUAAUAAGUACAAAAUUUUAAAAAACUGACCAAAGACAUACACAGCAUGCUGAAAACAUUCUUAUUUUUAUCACUACAGACCAAUUUUACAGCACAAAGAAAACAAACUACAUUUCGACUUGGAGAUUAAAUGAGUCUGGUAAACUGUGAAGGCAGAUAAACAAACAAACAAACAAAAAAGGCAGCAGGACAGAAAAAAAAUCAAUUAAUAGCAACAACUAAACUAAACACAGACGAGAGAUUCACUUCAUCCUGUUCAUAGCUUCGCUGUUUGUUUUGUCCCGGGGUUGGGAUUUUUCGAUCACAGUGUCCUCGAAUGCACCGUCGAGUUGCAUUAGUCAGGCACGGUAUUGGUUGAAGAUGCAGUUACAC